CCAGGUUGUGCUGCUGUACUUAAUAUGUUAUUACACAUGUGUUGUUAUUUAAAUGAGUUUUUUAUUAUAUAUGUAUAUAUAUACAUAAAAAUAUUGACAUUUGCUAAAAAAAAUACAAAAUAAAAUAAUUAUACCAAAAUGUCAUAUUUUGAAAAUAAUAUUUGGAGUAAAAAUGAAUAUCACACACUUGGACGUAAAGAAAAUGACCAAGCUGGUAAAUCAAUCAUCGGAUCAAUUGUCAUCGGUAUAUUUCUGAUACUUUUGGUGAUAUCACUAUGGAAUAUAGGCCGUCAUAAUUUAUCAAAGACUUAUGUAGUAAUUAUAGACACUAAUUCAAAUUUACUGCACAAAACAUCAGAACGUUAUUUAUCAUUCGGCUUAGAUUCCUCGUUGCUUCGCGAUAUGGAUAGAUUUCCUGUUAAAAAUGAUACAUUUAUUAACUUAGCGCGUUAUUUAAGUCCCGCAUUUGUCAGAGUGGGUGGGACAUCCGCAGAUUGUAUUUUUUUUAACCAACCAGUACCCGAAGCUACUGAAAAAAUAACUAGUCCAGUUGAUGCUCAGGACAUUAGUAAUUUUACUUUGGCCAGCGAUGAUUAUCUAGCGAUAUAUCAGUUCACUGAGAGAGCGCAAUUGAGAAUGAUGUUUGAUCUUAAUGCUUUGAUCAGAGACCCUGAUAAUCGUUGGGAUGACACCAAUGCUAAAGACAUUAUUAAUUUUUCUAAAGGACAUUCUAUGGAUAUCGAUUGGCAACUUGGCAAUGAACCCAAUUCAUUUCGUCACGUGUUCAAUAGACCAGUAUCAGCAAAACAAUUAGCCGAGGACUAUAUUCAUCUCCGACGUCUUCUAAAUCAACUAGGAUACGAAACAAGUUUUCUAGUCGGACCGGAAGUUAAUCAUAUUGGAGACAAUGAUAAAGCUGGAGAAAAAUAUGCCACUGAAUUUUUAGAAAAUAAUGAAAACAGCGUUGACUUUUUAACGUGGCAUCAAUACUAUCUCAAUGGUCGCGAAGCCAAAGUUGCAGAUUUUAUAAACCCAAAUGUCUUUAACCGGCUGCCGAUUCAAAUUAAUAAUGUUCAAGAUGUCAUUAAUCAAACAAACAAAAAUUUAAAGAUGUGGAUGUCUGAAACGAGUACUGCAUAUGGUGGAGGUGCUCCUGAAUUAUCAAAUAGAUUCGUCGCGGGUUUUUUAUGGCUCGACAAACUAGGAUACGGAGCCACUGUUGGAGUUGAUGUCAUUGUACGCCAGACAUUUUUCGGCGGCAAUUACAGUAUGAUUGGUGAAGAUCUUAAUCCAAAUCCUGACUGGUGGGUCAGUGUCAUGUACAAACAGUUUGUUUCUUCAAAAGUAAUCCAACUUAAGACACCAUCAAACUUUGGUAGCAUAAGAUUAUACGGACACUGCACUUGUCCAAGUGCAUUAAUUUCUCGUGUCCCUGCAAUUACUGUCUACGGCGUUAAUUUGAACAACGACUUUGUCCGAAUAUCUUUACUCUACUACUUGAAAAGUUACCCACGUAAAAAUAGUAAAUCAUUUUUAUACAUUCUCACGGCAGAUUACUUGCAAUCAAGAGAUAUAAGAUUAAAUGGAGAAAUUUUAAAAUUAAAUUCUGAUGGAAGUUUGCCAGCUUUCAAACCUAUUAUCGUUGACUCAUCGCAAGUUAUCACCCUACCUCCUUUUUCAAUGGCAUUUAUAAUUAUGCAUGGAGUUGAACAUCGGGCUUGUGAAACAUAAAACUUCUCCAAGCAUUUAAUGUCCAGAAGAUCGGAACGUUUUGCCGCGAAAUUUAAAAAUAUGUAAUUUAACUGCUGAAAGAUGACUGAGUAAUUUUGGCAGCAAUUUUCGGCUGACACCAGCAUCUUUAAGCGAAACGUUUUAGAAAUCUAGACCCAGUGGAUUUUUUUUUUAUAUUUUCGUUUCGCAAAAAAAAUUCCGAUCUUCAGGUACAGCAUUUAUUUAUUUAUAUAUUUUUUACAAUUAUUGUGCUUUAUAUAAAGAACAAUUUUUUAAAGUUACCACAAUAUCAACCGAAUAUUUUUAUAUUAUUUAAAUUUAUACAUUUAAAAGUUUAUAUUAUUUUUAUAACUUAUUUUAAUUGUAAGACUGGAUAUUAAAUUAAAUUAAAUAUCUUAUCAACAAAAAUUAACGGAAUGAAAUUAUAUAAUUAUAAUAAUAAUUACGUAUCAACAUCAUUUAAUAAUAUAUGUAUAUAUUAUAC
Microplitis demolitor is the source of this 2215-nucleotide messenger RNA. Its product is annotated as heparanase. The record is from RefSeq and is a predicted model, not a curated record. The transcript is spliced from 6 exons. The coding region runs from base 139 to 1731 and encodes 530 amino acids. Gene Ontology annotation, molecular function: hydrolase activity, acting on glycosyl bonds. Lineage: Eukaryota; Metazoa; Arthropoda; Insecta; Hymenoptera; Braconidae. Gene Ontology annotation, cellular component: extracellular matrix; membrane.